Molecule: messenger RNA, 2541 nt
Organism: Gadus morhua (Atlantic cod)
Lineage: Eukaryota; Metazoa; Chordata; Actinopteri; Gadiformes; Gadidae
Gene: rhag
Product: Rh associated glycoprotein
Exons: 10
Coding region: 180-1493 (437 amino acids)
Biological process (GO): ammonium transmembrane transport; ammonium homeostasis
Cellular component (GO): plasma membrane
Molecular function (GO): ammonium channel activity
Source: RefSeq, a predicted model, not a curated record
CCCCUGCCUCGGGUGUCACACCAGUCCAGACCCCUGGCAGGGAUACGUAGAUAAGGAGGCCGGAGGAAGACGUCUGUGCGUCAGUGUGCGUGCGAGCGAGAGACAAGAGAGAGGUGAGAGAGAGAGAGAGAAGACCACAAGACAGCAGCACAGCAGUGAACACUCAGGGGGACGUCGGGAUGCCUGCGUACGCCACCACCAUGAGGAUAAAGUUCCCCGUCCUGGCGCUGGGCCUGGAGGUCGUCACCAUCAUCCUGUUCGCCUUGUUCGCGGAGUACGACGAUGGCAAGGGCCACGGCCACCACCCUGAGCCCGGCAACUCCACCCCUCACGCCGCGCCGGAGGACCCCAUGAGCCUCUACCCCAUGUUCCAGGAUGUCCACGUGAUGAUCUUCAUCGGCUUUGGCUUCCUAAUGACCUUCCUGAAGAGGUACGGCUUCAGUAGCGUGGGCGGUAACCUGCUGCUGGCCGCCUUUGGCCUGCAGUGGGGCCUGCUGACCCAGGGCUUCUGGCACCUGACGGACGGCAAGAUCAAGAUCAACAUCUUCAAGAUAAUCAACGCAGACUUCAGCACAGCCACAGUCCUGAUCUCGUUUGGAGCCGUCCUGGGAAAGACCAGCCUGGUCCAGCUGCUCAUCAUGACCGUGCUGGAGAUCGGGAUCUUCGCCAUCAAUGAACACCUGGUGGCUAACGUAUUUGAGGCGAACGACGUAGGGGCCUCCAUGAUCAUCCACGCCUUCGGAGCCUACUUUGGCCUGGCGGUCGCUCGGGUUCUGUACCGGCCUGGCCUCAAGAACGGACACGAGAACGACGGCUCCGUCUACCACUCUGAUCUGUUUGCCAUGAUCGGAACCGUCUUCCUCUGGAUGUUUUGGCCGAGCUUCAACUCCGCCAUCGCCGAACCCGGCUACACGCAGCUGAUGGCGGUGAUCAACACCUACCUGUCCCUGGCGGCCUGCGUGGUCUCUGCUUAUGCCAUCUCCUGCCUGGUGGAGCACAAGGGCAAGCUGGACAUGGUCCACAUUCAGAACGCGACCCUGGCUGGGGGCGUUGCCGUCGGAACCUGCGCUGACAUGAACAUCGGACCCUUCGGAGCCAUGUUGAUUGGAUUUGUGGCGGGAAUCAUCUCCACUCUGGGCUUCAAAUACUUGUCUCCCAUUCUGGCCGCCAAACUGGGAAUCCAGGACACGUGUGGCGUCCACAACCUGCACGGCAUGCCUGGGAUCCUGGGCGGCCUGGCCGGCAUCGUGGCCGUGGCCCUUGGGAAGAAGGACGGUAAAGCUGCCAUGCAAGCAGCUGCUCUGGCCUCAUCACUUGGAUUUGCUUUGGUCGGGGGCGUCAUAACAGGGUUCAUCAUGAAACUACCAUUCUGGGCUCAACCUCCUGACCAAAACUGCUUUGAUGACUCAAUUUACUGGGAGGUACCUGAGGAGGAGGAGGAGCACGAGGAGAGCCUGACAGCGGAGCACUACAAGAACAAGGCUGAGGUGUAGACCUCUGCUCUACCGCCUCCGGUCCGACCCCAAGAUGACCGCGGUGGAGAGCAAACGAAUGAGCAGAUUCACCAGAGCCAUUGCAAAAGAAAUGUCACAUGAUCAGUAACAGCAGAGUGACAUAAACGAUUCACCAGAGCCAUUACAAAAGAAAUGUCAGAUGAUCAGUAACAGCAGAGUGACAUAACCGUUGUGAUUUCUUAAUUUCACAUAUAUUCAGGUAUUUCAAGUGUGAAUAAACUCUUUCAGGGUAUUUUUUUAUCAGGAGGUUUAGUAUCAGCGCUCAUGUACAAACCACUGUUGGAAACAGAGGCCAUUCUUUUUGUAUGACUUUUUUUAAACUUUUUUUCUAUUAUCAUCCAAAAGUGUAAAAGCAUGUUUUAUGCCAUUAGUAUGGUUUUCUUAACUCUUUAAUACAUUGUUUGCUAUGACACAAAACUGACAAAUGUGCAAAACCGAUGCCAUGCCUUCUAUUUUUUGUAUGUGAAAUCGUAAGGCAAGCUUAGGCCUGUGAUGGCAGGCUGCUUCACUGGAGCCCUCUCCUGCUGAUUGGAGACCAAACUCAACCCAACCCGGUCUGAGCAGGGUAGUGAUAGUAACUCAAUAACACUUUUCCCAAUAAAUAAACCUUCAUGUGGCUCAUUGUCUAUCGUUACAUCUCUAUUAACCUGCCCCAUUGCUUAAGCCCUCUUUGACUUCUGUGUUUGUUCAGUGUUCUUUUCUUCCGUACUCCAUUACGUUGAUAUGUUUGUAUUUUCCUAUGUACAGUGAUAGGUUUUACAGUGAAAUGGACAUGGUAACAUAUUAAAGAAGAGAGAUCAUGAUGCUGUUGCGCGAGUGUUGAGUUGGGCCGUGUCGGAGUGGAACAUCAAAGAGGCAGGGCCGGUUCAAACCCACUAUGAAUAGAAUUGAUUAGUUGUUCAUUGAUCAGACCGUCUAUGAUGUGCAGCAAAACAGCCAUACAUUUUGUUUCCUUUUUUUACACAAAGUGUGUGCUUAUUUUGUAAAGCCACUAAUAUUGUCACAUUAAAUGUGUUUUUAUACAAUA